AUGGCUACCUACUCCCAAAUGUCUUGGUUGGAUCCCGCCCUACUCUCAGACGAAGACGCGACUCCUGCCUCUACUCCGCAGCGCGAAGUAUCUCCUCCCAUCUCCAAUGAACGGAAGAACCCCGACGCCCCUGCGGUCCUCGCCAGACUCAACAUCGACGACAUCAAACGCCUCCCCGACGUCCUCUUUUGCGACAUCGUGCGCGGCGGCCCUGGCGGUAAUCAGCAAGUCGCCCGAAUUUAUAUGCUCCCCGAGCGCCUUCCGUGCCCGUGGCCGCCCCGCGGCCCGUUCGCGCCCGUCACGCGCGAGGAUCUGCAGUUCGUGGAGCUCCCUGUGGACUGCGAUGGCGCGGUGGGUGUUGCUGAUGCCUUGGAGCGUGUGGGUGUGGACGCCGAUGCCUCCGAGAGCGACAGCGACGACACAGCCAACGUGGCGACAGAGUUCAAGUGGCGCGCGUUCGAGCCGCAGACCAGGUCGUUCGGCGCAGAGCCGCUUUAUAGCACGACCGACCUCUCGGAUGCCAUUGUACUUGCUAUCGGCCAGGAUGCUCAGCAGGGCGAGCAAAGUGGCGAGGAGUACGAGGGGGAUGGGGACAUCGCAGCUGCGAUUCCCGUGCAAGCCGCCCCCAGGGAGUCCAAACGCAAACGCUCGCGCCAGGACGCUGGCACCGACGGGAAGGCGAAGAGGAUCAAGCGGACGUACGCGAAGGGGUUCGAUGAGGACGGGUGUGUGCUCGAUUUGCGGCGAGCGUCUGCGCACGAAGGAAGAGAAACGCCAUGCGAGCAGGUGUGGCGGCAAGAUCACCAGGUGCAAUCUCUGUGGCGAAAAGAUCUCGCGUGGUGA
Pleurotus ostreatus (oyster mushroom) is the source of this 843-nucleotide messenger RNA. RefSeq lists its product as uncharacterized. The record is from RefSeq and is a predicted model, not a curated record. The coding region runs from base 1 to 843 and encodes 280 amino acids. Lineage: Eukaryota; Fungi; Basidiomycota; Agaricomycetes; Agaricales; Pleurotaceae. The transcript is spliced from 3 exons.